Messenger RNA from Arachis ipaensis, 2061 nucleotides. Its product is annotated as protein FAR1-RELATED SEQUENCE 5-like. Gene Ontology annotation, molecular function: zinc ion binding; DNA binding; transposase activity. Gene Ontology annotation, biological process: DNA transposition. The record is from RefSeq and is a predicted model, not a curated record. NCBI's taxonomy places the organism in Eukaryota, Viridiplantae, Streptophyta, Magnoliopsida, Fabales, Fabaceae.
AUGAAUCAGACAUAUGUGCCCAAGGUUGGCAUGUGUUUUGGAACCAUUGAAGAUGCAAAUCAAUUUUAUCAGAAUUAUGCCAAGCGCGUUGGUUUUGUUACUAAGAUAAGGUUUACCCGAAGAGUUGGUAAAGAUAAGGUUCCUAAGAAUCAAAUGAUCACUUGCAAUAGGGAGGGAAAACGCAAGUCUAGAGUUUCACCAAUAGAAAAGACCAACCCUAGAACCAACUACAAUUGCCCCGCAAGGAUUUCUAUUAGGUUGAAUAAGGAGGGUCUUUGGAUUAUAUCGAAGGUGUGUUUGGAUCAUUCACAUCCUUGUGAUCCAGAGAUGACAAAACUGUUGACACGUAAUAGAGAGAUGACUAUGCACAUGUGUCGAGUCAUUGAGAGGAAUGAUGAAGCAGGUGUGAGACCAAGCAAAACAUAUCAAGUAUUGAUGGGUGAAGCGGGGGGUUUCUCUAAGAUAAACUUAAUGGAAAAAGAUGUUAGGAACUAUCUCAGCAGAAAGGUACGCAAUGUUACGGAAGAAAUGGAUGCUAGGGAGAUGUUGAAGUAUUUUACACGGAUGAAGGAUAUGAACUCUGAUUUUUAUUUUGAUAUUGAACUUGAUCAAAACAAGCGUCUCAAAACUAUAUUUUGGGCUGAUGCUCGAAGUAGAGCAGCAUAUGAGUACUUUGGAGAUGCAGUUUCAUUUGAUACUACUUAUAAAACCAAUCGUUACGAUAUGCCAUUUGGUUCCUUUGUGGGGGUUAAUCACCAUGGUAACUCAAUGCUUCUUGGGUGUGGUUUGUUGACAAAGGAAAAUCCAGGCUCGUUUACUUGGUUAUUUAAUGCUUGGCUUACAUGUAUGCAUGGAAAGGCUCCUAAAGGCAUUAUAACAGACCAAUGCCUCGGAAUACGAGCUGGAAUUGAGAAUGUGAUGCCAGAGACACGUCAUAGGUUAUGCAUUUGGCACAUUACAAAAAAGAUUCUAGAAAAAUUCAAAAGACACAAGAGAUAUGAAGAGUUACAAAGUGAUUUAAAUAAUAUUGUUUGGGAGUCUAUUUCAGAAGAUGAUUUUCAAAAUCAAUGGGAAGAUUUUCUGAUUGAAUAUGAUCCAGAAGAUAACAAGUGGCUAUCAGAUAUCUAUGAAGAAAGACAUCGAUGGGUUCCAAUUUUUCUUGACAACUUUUUUUGGGCUGAGCAACAAGAAAGGGAGGCUGAUGUUGAAGACUAUAAAUCAAUAAUACCUUAUGCCACUAAUUCCUUAAUAGAGAAGCAAUUUCAAGGUGCCUAUACUAAUGCAAAGUUUAAGGAAGUACAAAAGCAAUUUAGAAAGAAAGCAAAUUGUAUUUUGCACCUUAUGAAAGCAGUUUCUACAUCUAAAGUCUAUUCUAUUUUGGAGGAUGUAUCUACUUCUAAAGAGAGGGUUUAUGAAGUUAACUACAAUGCAGAAACGAAGGACAUUACAUGCAUGUGUCAAAUGUUUGAAUCAAGAGGCAUAUUAUGCCGUCAUAGCUUGGUUGUCCUAGGGCAUGAACGCAUGAGAGAAAUUCCAAGAAGAUACAUUUUGGACCGUUGGAGCAAACUUGUGAAGCGAAGACAUAGUGAUAUUAAGAGCAGCCAUGAUCCAAUGUCAAAAGCACAUGUUGCUAACUCAUCAUCUAAUGCCAAUGAGUUAGAUAAUUUGCUUACAUUAGAAGAUGGUGGUAAAGAUGGUGGUAAAGAUGUAUUGUCCAUUUUUGUAGGAGGCUGUAUAAUAAGCAUUCAAGAUAUUAAAAGCCCUCCUUAUGUUUCCACUAAGGGUCGUCCAACAAAUAGGCUAAGAUCUGAAAAAGACAAGAUGAUAAAAAAGAAGACCGACGCAAAGAAGAGGAAAAGUGAGAUAACCGAAAAAGAGGAUAAUCAACUUAUUAGAGAUAGUCAAAGUCUCUCUUUCAACGAACAGGUUCAUCCAAUACUUCAAGAUGCUAACUACCAUGUUAAUGAGGGAUUUGAAUCUGAUUCAAUGGGAGGAUCAAUGGGAGGAUUCAUGUCCUUAUUGAACUCAAUCCAUUCAUACCAAUUCUCAAAUGUCGAUUGA